GUUAAAUAAAAAUGGAACGUUUACAAAUACAAGAAGCAUUUACUGUAUUAAAACCACUUUGUGAUAGUUUAAUAAAAAACCCAAACGUGGAUACUGCGCGAAAAGUUGCUAAUAAUUUGACAAGAGUUUCAAACAAAGUUCUUCAAGAUCUGUUGGAAUAUAUUUUAUUCCCUUUAAUUAUUCAUUUACAAAAUAAAACGUUAAGUAAAAAUGUGAAAGAAGAAUUAGUAAGGACAACGCAGGCAAUACUAUCAAGGACAAGGAUAUCUAAAGUGGAAUAUUUUAAUAAGUUGUAUUCAUGUCUUUUAAUACAAAUUUAUGAUCCAACGCAGCAAAAUAUGGUAAUCGUUGGUCAUGAAGAACUUAAAGAAGCAGUACUGUUAUGCAUCAAGACUUUAAUACAUUCUUGCUUCACAGAAGUUAUAGAGUUAAUCUACACUAGAGAGAAUGCCUCAAAGAUAGGCCAAGGAAUAUUGUUAUCUAUAACAAUAGGAAGAAGUGAAAAAUCACGUUCCCUUAGAUUUAAAGCUGUAGAAACAGUAAUGGCAUUGUGCAAAGUGGAUGAUGAAACAGAUAAAUCAGAUAUUGUAUUACAGGAUCAAAUAGCUGAUGUUAUUAUGUUAUUCUUACCUGGAAUUGUUAGCGGUUUGCAAGAGAUAGCUAUGGGAAAUGAAAUACAAGGACAUAAACUUACAAUGAUAUCGUUAAGAGCUUGGGGAAGAGUAAUAUCUCUGGUAAUGAAAGAUAAAUUGGAAGAAGAGGAUGAUGUUCCAGCAUUAGGGGCUCUUAUCGAAGGAAAUCACGAAAUACCUAUUAAUCCGAUAGAAAAUUUAUCACACAUUAAAGAUCAAAGUGAACUAGAGAACCGUGUUAAAAAUACAAAAAGAAAUAAAGAAUGGUUUAAUGCUACUGCAACUAAGCUUAAUGUACUUGUGCAACAAUUAGAUGUACUGAAACGACACUCUCAUCAUAAAGUUAGGAAAGAAUUAGUAGAAAAUAUUCAUUUACUACUUACAACAUGUUCUAGGAAUAUGCAACCAAACGUUAUGUUAUUACUAGAGUAUUUAAUAUCUCUAUCUGAAGACGAAUUUGCAGAAGUUCGUGAAGAAGCUGAGAAAGUCCUAAAUGCAAUUAAUGUAAGUUAUAUGCAAAACAAGAGUAUGAGACCACUGGUGGAGUUACUGGAGGAAAACUUUUAUAAUGUUCUUACCAAAUUGCCUAGAAUUAUCAGGAGAUUUGAUGAUGGUGAUCAGUUAUCCUGUUUAAAUCAACUUGCUGGUUACUUAAAACUUCUUGGAGAACAAAGAUUACCUCGUAUUAUGAUGUCUACACCACAUGUUCGAAGAUUAUUAUUGGCUCUUGUAUAUGUAUCUGAAAUUGAUUGUAGUAACAUUUCUCUCUUACAAGAUGUAAAUGUAAAAGAUCUUGAAGACCCAGCAUAUUUAUAUGGAUCACAUUUGUGGAGACGAUUUAAAUUUAUUCAAAACAAAGCAUGCGAAGAAAAACUUAUAGCAAUAUGCAAAUAUCUCGGACAAUUUGGAGACCUUCGAAUUUUAGUGGAUACUAUUUUUGAUCUUAUCUUUAAUGUGCCACGACAUAAAAAGGAAUUAAUAUUAUUAUUAAACUGGAUAAUAAGUAUUCCGCUUAGAGACCCAUCGUUUCUGUCAAUUUAUAAAGAAAUUGUGGAAUUCUAUAUAAAUCCAGAAUUUUGGUAUACUGCAAUUGAAAGUACUGAAGACAUUCCUCUAUGUAUUGCUCAGAGUAAUGUAAUACAAAGUUGUUUAUUAUUAGAAGGUCUAGGAUUAAUUGCUUUAACUUUGAAACGUGAUUAUGACAGGUUUCUUCUAAAAACUUUAUAUUUAAUCAUAGAAAAAGCAGGUAGUGGACAUAGUUUAAUUAAUUUUGUUGGAACUAAAACACUUGAACAGGUUGCAGAAUCUCAGCAGUAUAGUGCAGUGGGAGAUCUUUUACGUGCAAAUGUCGAUUAUUUUUCAUAUCACGUUACUGUAAAGUUACGGAGAGUCGAACGUAAUCCUGGGGUACUCGAUGUUGUUGGUAUUGUUAUAAGAUAUAGUACAAUGGACGUAUUACCUUGUUUGAAAGAGGUUGUGGAAGAUGUACUGAUACAAUUAAGUAGUAGCUUUCAGCAAAAAAAUUCUUAUGCUUUCUUAAAAGUUUUUUAUACAUUUGUAACAUGUAUACGAAAUUUAAUAAAUGUUGAAGUUAUACCAAAAACGCAAGAACAAAGUGUAAAUAUCGAAUGUAAAUCUUCAAGAAUUAUUCAGGCUUUGUUAGAAUAUUAUGAAGCAAAAAGGGUAGAUGAUGAUAUAGAAAAGCAGCCUAAUGAAAUUAUGUUGCAAGAGGAAGAAAUAUUAGAAGAAUCAGAAGUAUAUCAAGAAGAGUUUACAAAGGAACAGGAAGAGAAGAAAAAUAUACCUUUUUAUAUCAAAAUGAUUGAAGAUAUAAUGAAGCACUGUUUACAUUUCUUACCAUCUAAAGAAGUUCAAAAAUCAUUAAUCGCGAUGUUAACGUUACAAGAAGGCCUACAAAUUUUAGCAAAAUGGGAAAAUCAACUGUUACCUAUUGUACAUUUGCUUUGGCAUCCGUUAGUAGAUAGAUUUCGCGAUGAAAAUGUAUUAAUAAUCAAUCGAGCAUGGCAACUAUUAAAUAUGCUGGCAUACGUUUCAAAAGAUUUCAUUCGAUCUAGAACGCUGAAGCAAGUACUGCCUGCACUUUCUAAGUUUCUGCAUGAUUCUGCCAAACAAAGUUACAACAAAAGUUCAGAAAAUAUUUAUAAAUUUACUCAAACUUAUAAGUUACAAAAGGAAUUGCUUUCUACAUUGGGUAAAGUCACGAAAGAUUUAGGUCUUCGUGAAAAAGAAACGUGGAAUAUACUAUCCAUCGUAGAACCAUACCUCAAUAAGAAUCAACAUCCUACAUUACAAGCAUGUUGCCUACAGUUAUACAAAGAAAUCGCUGAUUAUAAUGGAGAUAUUGCUUUGAUCAAAUGUCUCAGUAUUUUUCAUUCUAAAAUAUCGAAAAUUGCUUCCGAUCCAACGUUUGAUAUUAAAGAUUUAAUGAAUGUUGAAGAUUUUUCAACAAAUGAGUAUUAUAAAAAUGUACAAACAGUUAUAAUGCAUAUUCAAGAUAAAAGUUCUGAUCUCUGAACUGAAAUUAUUGUUUAUUAAACUGAUAAAGCAUUUAUCAAACUAGUAUAUUGUACAUAAUGUACAUACAUUGCAAACUUGGAUUAUAAUGUACAUGAUUAUAGAUGGUCAGGUAUUUAUUUUAGUUUUUACAGACGUGCCAUAUGUGAUUUAAAAUUAAUAAACUUGGUAAUUUUUUAAAUUUUAUUUGUAUACAAUUUUUAUUUCACGAUGAUAUUUCACAUCUUAUGUUAUUGUUUACAGGUUUUUUGUACAAUUUUUGUCUAUUUAAAAUUUUACAUUUAUCUACAAAGCAAAUAAUUGUCUUGUACACGUAUGUUUCUGUAUUUUAUUCACAGAUAAUAUAAUUAAUUUUUUAUUUA
Molecule: messenger RNA, 3529 nt
Organism: Megachile rotundata (alfalfa leafcutting bee)
Lineage: Eukaryota; Metazoa; Arthropoda; Insecta; Hymenoptera; Megachilidae
Gene: Tti1
Product: Telo2 interacting protein 1
Cellular component (GO): cytoplasm
Source: RefSeq, a predicted model, not a curated record